This is a messenger RNA of Peniophora sp. CBMAI 1063, 1158 nucleotides long. The record is from the annotation of a GenBank genome assembly. Lineage: Eukaryota; Fungi; Basidiomycota; Agaricomycetes; Russulales; Peniophoraceae.
AUGGCCCCAGCGACAGACGCCGUGGUCCAUGUAUCGCAAGUCACGAUCAUCGCUGAGGACCGAGUGUUUCCUUUGCUCCUGGAAACGUUUCUCGUUGCCUUACAUGCGAUUCUCACUCUCUACAUCCUGCGCAUCCGAUGGAUGGACCGCAAAACAUCGCCACUCAUGCGCCCUUUCCUAUUCAUAAUCCUCGCGAUGUUCGGCUUAUCCUCCGGCCACUGGGCUCUGGGCGUAUACAUGCUUCAACGGGACAUCUACGUUCUUCUUCCUCAACUACAAGACACCACGCCUCUCGCUCUCGCAUGGUUACAUGAUCAGCCCGGAGCACUGUAUGCCCAGCAAAUCAUAGGAUACAUCCUGAUCGUCUUCGGAGACGGCGUCAUUCAAUGGCGCGCCUAUGUCAUCUACGGGCGCCCACGAUGGCUAGGUCUCUUCCUGAUCUUCAUGUUCGUCGCAGAAGCGGCGCUGUACGUGGUAUCGACAAUCUACGCCGUGCUCUCCUACUUCCCACAAUCGCACACCGCCUUGCUCCUGGCGAAGUCGUACGGCUAUGUCUGGACGCCUCUAGCUGCCGCUACCCUGGCUAUCACCGGCUGGACCUAUGUCUCGUCCACAGCGCUGAUUGCGUUCAAGUUGUGGCGCCACCGGAAGAUCGUUCGCAGCUAUAUGCACCGGUCUAAUCUGCGGUCGUUUGCUAUCCUAGCCGUGAUGGUAGAGUCCGGCGUCGCCUACAUCGUCUUAUGGGCAUGGUACACCGGCGUCACCUUCUCGACUCUCACAUUGGCGCAAUCCUGGCUCAACUACUACGCAGUGCCCCUCUUCGCGAUGUAUCCAGCCGUCAUCAACCUACUCGUAGCGCCGCGCCGCUCAAUCAUCGAGAAGAGCCUCCACGCCGCGCGCGUCCACAAGGUCGACAUGCAUGCUUCCGACACAUUCAGCUCGAGCUCGGCACCGUCGGAUCACUCGCGAUCUACCCGCGGCGAUGAGGAGCGUGGCGUUGCCAGAGACGCGGACAGCGACGGCUCGACGGUACGCAAAGUGGGCAGCGUGCCGAAGUCAGGCCCGGGAUCGUUUCAUGGGGUCGAAAAACGGGCGAUUGACUUGCCAGCAAUUGGCGAUGAGCGGUUUGAUGGUGCUGAACGGGGACUACUUGGGUGA